Molecule: messenger RNA, 576 nt
Organism: Sorghum bicolor (sorghum)
Lineage: Eukaryota; Viridiplantae; Streptophyta; Magnoliopsida; Poales; Poaceae
Product: putative RING-H2 finger protein ATL37
Exons: 1
Coding region: 1-576 (191 amino acids)
Biological process (GO): protein ubiquitination
Source: RefSeq, a predicted model, not a curated record
AUGGACGACGCAGUGCGGACUGCUGACCCAAGCACUGCGCGGUGGGGCCGCCGCUCGACUCUCCUUCUGAUGUGGUCGCUGGCCGAGCUCGUGACCAUCUUGGUGUACGCGUUCGCCGGCCGGCUCUGGGGCUUCGUCGUCGCCGGCGUGCUCCUUGCGCUCGUGUUCAUCUUCACGUGCUACUACUACCUCCGCCGCACGAGGGGGUCUGAGGAGUCAACAACGGUGGGGCAGCAGCAGCAGAAUGAGGUCAACGGCGACGGCGUCGGCGUUGGCCUCAGCCAGGGGGACAUCGAAGCCAUCCCGGCGUUCGAGUACUGCGCGGCGGGCGCCGACGCCGGCGGCGGCAGCGGCUCUGAGCCGUCGUCGUGGUCGUCCGUGGAGGAGUGCGCGGUGUGCAUCAGCGUCUUGCGGGACGGGGAGACGGUCAGAAGGCUGACGGCGUGUGGGCACGCGUUCCAUGCGCGGUGCAUCAACGGGUGGCUGCGUGGGCACGCCACCUGCCCGAUCUGCCGUGCCGGCAUCAAGGUCGUCGCCGGCGACGGUGAGCCAUCCCCAGUGGCGGCGGCUGUGUAG